Lates calcarifer (barramundi perch) is the source of this 5128-nucleotide messenger RNA. It is a transcript of the gene kcnk3b, whose product is annotated as potassium channel, subfamily K, member 3b. NCBI's taxonomy places the organism in Eukaryota, Metazoa, Chordata, Actinopteri, Centropomidae. Gene Ontology annotation, cellular component: membrane. Gene Ontology annotation, molecular function: open rectifier potassium channel activity; potassium ion leak channel activity. The transcript is spliced from 2 exons. Bases 589 to 1764 code for a protein of 391 amino acids. Gene Ontology annotation, biological process: stabilization of membrane potential; potassium ion transmembrane transport. The record is from RefSeq and is a predicted model, not a curated record.
AUGUGCCUUUUAAAUGUUUACUCAGGGACAGGAUGAGUUAUCAUUAGGUUGCUAGACAACUUGUGAAGCCAGUAGUUCCUUGUCUGUUUAAAUAGCUACUAGGUAAAUAUUUCAUCUGUGAAUGAACACAUGAAUCAUACAUCAAGUCAUAUUUGAAAACGUUACUACUUGUUGGAGGCUGAACCAACCAUUUCUGCUGCUCAACUGUGUGUGUGUGUGUGUGUGGCCCCUCUGAGAAAAGACAAACGGUUUAUUUUGGCCUCAGGGGAGGGGAAGAUACGCGCGACUGCAUGUGUGCGCAAAAGCUCCCGAAAGGUGAGCAGUGGAUCUGAGCUGCUACUCCAAGAGGCUGACAGUCUGUGGGAUUGCCCUGUGUUGCUUUUCUGCGGAAUCUAAAUAUAAGUCGGUGACAAAUAUUCCAAAUACAGUAAGCAACCCAACUGUGAUGUGGGGGUGGUGCUGAGAGAGCGGCUCCGUCUCCAAAGUCCCCCCUCUGUUGGAUCCGGAGUCCGUCAGGAGAAGGUCGCAGAGAGUCUCAGCUCCCCACCUGCACUCGAAUUCUUUUUUCCUCCCUCCUUCUUUGUUAUCAUGAAGAGACAAAACGCCAGGACUCUCGCCCUCAUCAUCAGCAUCCUCACCUACCUGGUGGUCGGAGCGGCCGUCUUCGAGACCUUGGAGUCGAAACAGGAGAAAAGUCACAAGAGGAAGCUCGACGCCAGAAAGUACGAACUCAUGCGCAAAUAUAACUUGACCAAAGAGAACUUCGAGGAACUGGAACACGUCGUUUUACAGCUCAAACCUCAUAAAGCAGGAGUCCAGUGGAAAUUCGCCGGCUCCUUUUACUUCGCCAUCACUGUGAUUACGACAAUCGGCUAUGGCCAUGCGGCGCCCAGCACCGACUCAGGGAAAGUGUUCUGCAUGUUCUAUGCCCUCCUGGGGAUCCCUCUCACCCUGGUCAUGUUCCAGAGCCUGGGCGAGCGGAUCAACACGUUCGUCAGGUAUCUGCUGCACCAAGCCAAGAAGUGCCUGGGAAUGCGUCAGACCGAGGUCUCCAUGGCAAACAUGGUGACGGUGGGCUUCUUCUCUUGCAUGAGCACUCUGUGUGUGGGGGCUGUGGCGUUCUCCCACUGUGAGGGAUGGAGCUUCCUCCACGCGUUCUACUACUGCUUCAUCACGCUUACUACUAUCGGGUUUGGAGACUACGUGGCUCUGCAGAAGGACGACGCACUGCAGAACGACCCGCGGUACGUGGCCUUCUGCUUUGUUUACAUCCUGAUGGGCCUGACGGUGAUUGGAGCGUUCCUGAACCUGGUGGUGCUUCGUUUCCUGACCAUGAACACUGAGGACGAGCGCAGGGACGCCAAACAGAAGGCCUUGAUGUCCGUCACUAAGUCCAGAGGAGAGGUGGCUCGUCUAAUACCCGUCUCCGCCUCGACUUCCUCCACACCUGUAGCAGAUGACACUACAAAGGCUAAAGAUUUAAAAGGUGUCUACACUGAGGUGCUUCACUUCCAGACUAUAUGCUCCUGCUUGUGGUACAGGAGCAAGGAGAAGCUGCAGGGCUCCAUACCCACCAUGGUCCCUCAGGAGCUGACGUUCUCCGAUGCCUACUUGCAGCAGAACAGUAACUGCCCUCACUACAUGGAGCCUGGAUCAACAGGCUGCGUUUGCAGUCCACGUCAGUGCACGAGCAUAAGCUCCAUAACAACGGGCCUACACAUUCUCUCUCCGUUCAGGGUGUUUAAGAGACGCAGCUCCGUCUAGCCUUUCAACACAGCAGAUUUCAGUACAGCACAAUACGUCCAUACUGCCAAGUGGACAACAGAUACUUGGCAGUCCUCACAGCAAAGACAUGACUGCAAGUAGAUGUUUUGUGGUGCUAUAAUCCCAGUAAACCAACAGUAGGACACGCAAAAAGGGAAAAGCACAUACAGUACUGUAAACAGCAAAACCUUACUCAAAUAUGUAUUUGAGAAAGCACAGCACCUAAUGUUUUGACUUGUCUUAUUCAGGGGCGUCCUGUGUGCUUUGCAGAGUCAUGUAGGCAUGUAGGACGUCGUCUGAGUCACUACACAUGAACACAUGAACACAUGAACACGCUGCAGUACAUGUGACGUGACAUGUACGCAGAACAGGUGCUGUAGGAGGCGCGUUAGGUUGAGUAGAUUGAGCAACAGCACAAUACAAAAUAACUGAAACAUCUUGCACAGCUCCGCAGUAAGUUCCAAUAUUUCUGUUAAUAAUCUCAGAGAUUAGGGUUGGUUUCCUAAAGUUGUAAAUUUUAGUGUUGUAUGUCAGUCAUUUUCCUUAUGUCUUGACAGCUUUCUGUCCUCAUAUAAACUGCCUUAUGUCGCCCGAAAGAUUUAUGUAAACACAUCGUGAUUGUCAGAACUUUACUGAAGCUGACGCAUACUCAUAACUUCAUAUGACUCACACGUGUAGUUGCCUCUGUUAUUGUGAUUUUCAGAGCUCUCUGCCCAAACUGCUGGUGCAUCAGUCACAAACACUGCUGAAUUAUGUAACGUCUCAAGUGGAUAAGUUCAAAAAACCACGAUGACAUACCCCAAACGUGGUAAUACUGCAUUAGCAAGGGAGGACAGAAACCACAAGUAGACACUCACCAGCACAGCACUGACUGAAACACACUUAUCUGGAUUUGUGUAACGACACUACAGAGCACUGCUUUAAAAAUGACCAUCCGGUUAAAUCAACAACUCUGACGGUCUCAACAAAAACUGAACAUGAACAUGAUGAGCUACGCCAGCCUAAAAUUUACUGCACGGUUACUGUACUGUAAGGUGUUUCUGUUACUUUGUCCACCCCUGUAGCUGCUGGUUGGUUAUGUUAUUAGUCUCUGUUUGGCACUACUGGGUCCAGAUGUCAGUCCAGAGCAGGUACUGGUCUGCAUCAUGGAGUUUACAGUGAGAUGUUUUUCAUAUCAGUCCUUCAGCAAACAGAGCAGAUAUACACACUAACCAUUCAGGUACUUGUGUAAUGUGAUUUUGUGGGAUUGAGUAUAAAUAGCACGCCGCUUUCCAGUCAUGUUUCAUGUAUUUCAUGUGUCAUGUCUACACAUUUUAAGCUUUUUGCACAUCAUUUUAGUCAGCAGUUAGGGGGGAAGGUUAGUUAGGUAGGUAUCUGGCAUGAAAUGACACAUGAAAAGCAAAAAGACAUAGUGAUAACACAUGAAAUGACAGGAAAUUGGCAUGUUUUCUCAUAUGCCAUUUGGUGAUAUCAGACUGACUUGCAAGAUAAAGUUAUCACACUAGUAAAGACACAGUGAAAGAUUUUAGAAAAUACACUUUUUUGUUUUUUUGCAGUGAGUUAGAUAAGAAAAUCAAUUCUAGGAGGAGGUGGUUAGCCUAGUUUAACAUUAAGACUGUAAACAAACAACCCUGGCUCUGUCUGGAGUUCAUAAACCCACCUACUAACACCCCUAAAAUUCACUCAUUAAUAGACAGUUUGUCUAAAGGAAUAGUUUGACAUUUAGUGAUGCUUAUUUGCUUUUCUGCCAAGUGAGAAGAUCAAUGCUUCUGUCAUGUGUAUAUGUUAAAUAUGAAGCUACAACCAGCAGCUGGUUAGCUUAGCUUCACAUAAACAUUUAAAUAAAUGAGUGAACUAAACUUAUUUUAGAAAUAUUCUUCUAAAUCCCUCUGACUGGCCUCCUGCUCUUUGUAGACAGAUGAAAAUGAAUUCUGAAAAUGUCUAUCAAAGUACAUGGUUGGGGUGUGACUCUGCUAUAUUUCUCUCCAGUCUGCUCUUUUUGACCUGAAGGACUGUGCGGCUUCACAACUCUCAUUGACUACUAAACAAAAGGCAUCACAUAUGAAGCGUGCAGAGCUGUCCAAAUCACAUCUGGAUCAAACAGUAGAUGCUAACUAUUUUUAGUAGCAGUCUGCAGUGGCAGAUGGGAGGGGGUUUUCUGUGUUUGGACAAAGGAUAAUGAGUUGGUUGUCAGUCGCAGUCAAUUAUGCCACAAUAGACUGAGUCUGUGUGAUUGAUGGAAAAGUAGAAAUCCACCCUCAGAUACUAUCUCUUGUAUUUCUGGACCUGUUGUUUGGUUGUGUGUUUUUUCUGUGGGCGACGUGAUGUCACGUUAAGUUUAUUUCAGGCAGCUACAACAGAGUUUUAAUCCCCAAAGAUGUUUGAUUUAUUUCAAACUCUCACAGAAAGUGACAGGUUUUUGCGUCAAAUCAGAAAGGAAGACAGGAAGGGCUUCUGCUCUUUGAUUUGCAGGGAUUUGAUUCAUUUUGAAACACAACGGUUCAACAAUCUUACAGAAAGAAAUCCAGCAUAAAGCGGGCAGAAUUACACCAGCAGCUGCCUCAAUUGACCAGAAAGCAAUACAGCCACAAAAUGUCUGUGUUAUAAAGCACACAACUAAUGAUUUUUUUCAUUAUUGAUUAAUCUGCCAAAUAUUUACAAUACUUGAGUAAAUGUAUUUAGUUAUACUCCACCUCUGUCACCACCUGAGGAAACCGUACAUGAGCCAGGGUGACAGGAAAAUGAAUUUUAUUUUAAGAUUUUAUCUCAAGAUCACUCUUGAAAUAAAUCCAAUAUCACAGAUCAGUGAUAUUCUGAUUAUUUGAAGGUGGUUUUUUUUUCUUCUGACUUUCUGCCAUUUAUUGUUUUGCCUUGUGGGGAGAAAUCCCACCUAUGUAAGUGUCAAAAAAAAAAAAAUUGCAAAUACUAUUUGAUCUACGUAGGGUCUGGUGUCUGUUAAGAAACUUAUCUCAUCUGUUCUAACAAAAUGGACUUGUACCUUACCAAAAGACAUAAGUUGCACAUGAUAAUGGAAGAAAAAUGAUGAUUAUGAUUCUUUCUGAUGAUGACUUGCUUUUAAUAAUAAGUGACAAUAACUGUAUAUUUUCUGCAAGUACUGUAUUAGUUUUAAAGUAGGACUACAUCAUGUUGCACUAGCAUAAACAGGUAGUACUUGAACACUCACAGAGUACUUGAAAAUAAUAAGAACAUUUUUUAUCACAACUUGCCAAGGGAUAUAUGUACAGUUGAGACUAUGGCAAGAUAAAGUCAUGCACAUCGUAUGUACUUCAAAACAAUAUUGUCCGAUUUUGGCCGAGUUUAGAAAAGAACAUGCACAGAAAACAUUAAAAACACGGAUAAAUAA